Thlaspi arvense is the source of this 2097-nucleotide messenger RNA. Lineage: Eukaryota; Viridiplantae; Streptophyta; Magnoliopsida; Brassicales; Brassicaceae. The record is from the annotation of a GenBank genome assembly.
GAUUCAAAAAUAACAAUUAUGGACUCGGGUUCAGAGAAAAAAUUUCCUCUCAAUGCAAAAGACUACAAGUUACAUGAAGAAAUUGGAGAUGGUGUCAGUGCGACUGUGCACAGAGCUUUGUGCGUACCGCUUAAUGAGGUAGUUGCUAUCAAGGUUCUUGAUCUGGAAAAGUGCAACAAUGAUCUGGAUGGGAUCCGGAGAGAGGUGCAAACAAUGAGCCUGAUCAACCAUCCAAAUGUGUUGCAAGCUCAUUGCUCAUUUACCGCUGGGCACCAGCUAUGGGUUGUGAUGCCAUACAUGGCUGGAGGAUCCUGUCUCCAUAUAAUAAAGUCUUCUUAUCCAGAUGGAUUUGAGGAACCUGUUAUUGCUACUUUACUCCGUGAGACUCUGAAAGCUCUUGUAUAUCUUCAUGCUCAUGGACAUAUCCACAGGGAUGUGAAGGAGAUAGACAACGUUCCAGAAAUACAUUCGUUGGGACUCCAUGCUGGAUGGCUCCUGAAGUCAUGCAGCAAUUACAUGGAUAUGAUUUCAAGUAAAGCAGAUGUAUGGUCAUUUGGAAUAACGGCACUUGAAUUGGCACAUGGCCAUGCCCCAUUUUCUAAGUAUCCGCCAAUGAAAGUUUUGCUGAUGACCUUACAAAAUGCACCUCCGGGACUCGACUAUGAGAGAGACAAAAGAUUCUCAAAAGCCUUCAAGGAAAUGGUGGGUACAUGCCUAGUGAAGGACCCAAAGAAGCGUCCAACUUCAGAAAAGCUUUUAAAGCACCCUUUCUUCAAACAAGCACGUCCACCCGAUUACCUUGUUCGAACAAUUCUAAAUGGUCUGCCUCCAUUAGGUGAACGAUAUAGAACCAUAAAGUCAAAGGAAGCUGAUCUUCUAAUGCAAAACAAGUCUGAAUACGAAGCCCACUUAUCACAGGCAAGGAUUAAGAAACAGAGAUUUCACCCUUCUGUUGACAAUAUUCUGGAAAAUCAAGAAUACAUAAGGGGAAUAAGCGCUUGGAAUUUCAAUCUCGAGGACCUAAAGAAUCAGGCUGCCCUUAUUUCAGAUGAUGAUAGCUCACAUGCUGAAGAGCCUGAUUUCAACAGAAAGCAAUGUGAAAGACAGGAUGAAUCUGCUCUCUCUCCUGAAAGGGACAGUAGCUCAGCAACAGCUCCCAGUCAAGAUGACGAGCUGAACGACAUUCAUGAUUUAGAGAGUUCUUUCGCCUCGUUUCCAAUCAAACCUCUUCAAGCACUCAAAGGGUGCUUUGAUAUCGGCGAGGACGAGGAUAAUGCAACUACUCCUGAUUGGAAAGAUGCGAACCUAAUGAGUUCCGGACAACAGCAUCUAACGAAAGCUUCUAUUGGAUCUCUGUCCCACACCACAAAAGAAGAGGACACUGCAACACAAAACACUUCUUUACCACGUCAUGUCAUUUCUGAACAGAAAAAAUAUUCGAGCGGUUCAAUUAUACCAGAGAGUAAUUUCUCUCCAAAAAGAAACUCAUCCGAUGCUGACAGGGAGAUUCAACAGCGUAGAUAUCAGACAGAGCGGAGCUACAGUGGAUCAUUGUAUCGCAGCAAGAGAGAUGCAGUGGAUGAGACGUCAGAAGCCCCGCAUGUGGAGCACAAGGGACGGUUUAAGGUCACAUCAGCAGAUCUGAGUCCCAAGGGAUCCACAAACUCUACAUUCACGCCGUUUGGUGGUGGCUCAAGUAGCCCGAACUCCCUCAAUGCUACGACCGCCUCAAUCCUCCCAUCAAUUCAGUCGAUUUUGCAGCAAAACUCUAUGCAACGGGAAGAGAUUUUGAGACUAAUCAAAUACGUGGAGCAAACCUCUGUCAAGCAACCUGGAUCACCUGAGACAAGCAUCGAUGAGCUAUUGCAGACGCCUGCUGCAACGCCGCGAGAGAGAGAACUUCAGUCCCAAGUCAUGCUACUACAACAAAGGUACACAUACAUAUAUCCAUUUCUGAUUACCAACAAUGAAUUUAACUUGGAAAUCUCUGAAGUUGGAGAAUCAGUUGAACGCAUUAACACACAGAAACGAUUGAGUCUCGCAAGAGAUCGAGACAACAAAUCAGAAGCUCAGGAUGAAACUGUGGACCUUAAGUAA